CAGAGAUAAGGAAUGUAAAACAGCUGUUCAGUCGUGUUAGCUGAAAGUAAAGUAGCAAGGACGGAUACAUAAUAUAUGAUGAAUAAGGAAAAAACAACAAUAGCUUGACACGCGCCACAGAUGCGAGGUUGUAAAGACGGCACACACAAGGGUUCCUACUCACUUUGGGGAGUACAUACAUACCAGGAGAUCUCGCACGCUGCCAGAAGUCGGUGAUUUUUUCUCCACGAGAUACUUAUCAGUAAGUGAGGAAGGAUUUCAAAAUGGCGGUCAAUAUACCAGGACUGGUGGCGAUUGCAGUGUUUUACGUUGCAAUCCUCACAUUUGGAAUUUUAAUAGGACGGCGCAAAAACAAGUCUGGCACUGCUGACGAAUUGUUCUUGGCCAAUCGCAGUUUUGGAUUGGUUGUGGCCUGUUUGACAACUGCAGCGAGUAUGGUUGGAGGAGGAUAUGUAAACGGUACAGCGGAAGUGAUAGGGAGAGACGGUUUGGUCUGGACCAUUGGUCCAAUAGGAUACAACAUUGGGAUGGCGAUAGGUGGCAUCUUUAUUGCACCCAAGGUCCGUGCUGCACGUUAUACGACCAUAGUGGAUCCCUUUCAGGUCAAAUAUGGCCCAAAAAUGGGCGGAGUUCUUUUUAUCUCGGAAUUCUUCGGAGACGUGUUCUGGGAAGCAGCCAUAUUUGGAGCGUUAGGUACAACAUUAUCUAUUGUACUGGACAUUAACAUCACAGCAUCCGUCGUCAUCUCCGCCUGUGUGGCGGUUAUCUACACGUUCUUUGGAGGCCUAUAUUCUGUGGCAUACACAGACAUUGUGCAGCUCUUACUCAUAGCCGUUGGUCUGGUGCUAGCAGUUCCAUUUGCCGUCACCAGCCCUGUCGUUGAUAUGUCCAAGGUGACAACUAGUUGGUUGGGACAGGUUCACACCGAACACAUCGGCUUGUACAUUGACACAAUUUUCUUAUGUGUCUGUGGGGGAGUUCCUUGGCAGGCAUGGUAUCAACGCAUACUGGCUUGCAAAUCCCCCAAACUUGCUCAAAUUUCCACUGUGGUUGGGGCUGGCAUUGCCCUUGUACUAGCCAUCCCUCCGGGAAUUUUGGGCGUCGCUGGAGCAGCAACAGAUUGGAAUUCAACUUCUUACGAAGGCACCCUUCCGCUGAGCUUUGGAGAGUGGACAAAUAUACUGCCAAUGGUUUUGCAGUUCGUGUGUCCUGCAGGUAUUUCCAUCGUUGGAAUAGGCGCUGUGUCUGCUGCAGUCAUGUCAUCUGCCGACUCGUGUGUUCUUGCCAGCGGGACAGUCUUCGCAAGCAACAUAUACAAAAAUAUCUUCAGACCAAAGGCAUCUGAAAGGGAACUUGUGUGGGUGUUACGAGGCGCCAUAGUCGUCGUUGGAGCUCUUGGCGCCAUCAUAGCUUUGACCGUAGGAACUGUUUAUGGACUGUUCAUACUCUGUGGUGAUCUUAUGUUCGUGGUCCAGUUUCCGCAGCUCAUCUGUGUCCUCUGGGUCAGCUUCGCCAACUCCUAUGGGAGUCUGUCUGGAUUCAUCGUUGCUAUGCUCCUGCGAUUUACCGGUGGGGAGCCUUACCUGUUCAUUCCUCCCCUGAUCAAGUACCCCUACUACGAUGACAAGCACGGACAGAUGUUCCCCUUCAAAACCAUGACCAUGAUCAUCUCGUUUAUCUUUAUCAUUGGAGUGUCUUACCUCACCGACAGACUUUUCAAAAAUGGGACAAUCUCCAAGAAAUAUGACAUUCUACAAUGUUUCACAGAGGAAGCGGCGCAGAGGACAGGGGAGUCAAAAGAAAAUGGAGAACACAUCCCGUGUUUAACGGAACCCUUGAAUGAUGGUGCAGUACUUUCUGAGAAGAACACUUCAAUUUAGCCUUGAAGAUCAACACCUACACCAACGUAAAGCUGUUUGUACAUAAAACAAUAUAAGAAUGACUGAGACUAGUACUUUCACCCUCUUAAAUAUCAACUACAGAAUUGAUUUUAAUGAUGUAUGUGUAGCAUUGUGAACAUUUCAAAACUGUAUCCGUUUACGCCGACAUGAAAAGAAAAUGAACUUGUAUGAGAGAAAGCUAUUAACACUAGCUUUUGGUAAACGAAACGUUUUAGUACUUACUUCAGUCUGUGUCAUGCCGUUUUUAUGUUUCAUUGUCAGUAUCUAGUAAAAAUAAAAAAGUAAUUGAAAAUAAUAAUUAUAAAAAAGCUGUAAAUCAUGAACUUUUUCAUUUUUAAUCAGAAUUUUGACAUUAUACAAUCGUAACGUCAUGCAUGAAUUAUUGUUGCCAUUAAGUGUCAAUUCCACACAAUUAUGACGAAAGUAUUAACUAAUAUAUAGGUUAAUCUAAGUUACGGUCUGAUGCUUUUAUAUAAAACUUUCUGGCUUUGGUGUUUUAGUGUUUAUUUGCUCUUUUAUUUAGCUGACUGUGUGAAUACGGAAAACAAUACAUUUAAUAGACAAAAAUGACAACGCGGAACAUAUCUAUGAAAUUAAACUAAACAAAAAGCAGCGCUCGACACCGAUUUCAAAUUUUCUUCUUAAGCAGUUGCGCGUAAUUCACCAAACAGAAGAAUCCGAUGCCUCGUCAACCUUAUUAAUAAUCAUUAGUAUAUAUGGACGAUUUAUAUAUAUAUCAAGCUUUAACAGAUUUAUGCAAGAAUGAUUCUUCCAUUUUUUGUCCAUGUUAAUUAUGUACAAAUUACAUGACACUUUUAAUUAACCAGACGUGUUUGUUUAUUGGUCAUUUGUUCACCUUAUGUAAAAAUUCUUAUGUAUACGCUAUUACAAACGUUGUUUUCAUGUAUCUUCAGACAUGUAACACAAAAGUCUCGUUGGACUAUAAACAUAUCUUAUUGAAGAACAGGUUUUGGAUGUUUUUCAUGUCCACUUGUAGAAUUAAUAUUUCAAUCCUGUUGUAACCAGCAUUUUUAUUAUCUUUGAAACUAAUUUACUAUAUGCAGAACAUUAUGCAUUAAUCGGGAGAUUCAUAAACGUUGAAUUAAUGAAUAACUAUUGUACAAAAAUCAUUCGCGUUUAUACCCAGUAUUUCGACACUACUUAAGAUCAACAAGAAUUCGCGAUAAUUUUACUUCCGAGGAAAAACCUUAAUUGAUAAGGCUUCGGUGUCCUAGAUAUCCCGUGAUCUCCUUCGUGUGACAAAACAUCGUCUAAAAUUAAACCUCUGAAGUAUGUUACAAAACAUCAAUAGCAUCACUUUUUUAGUAAGAGGAUCACCGUGACAGGCACGUGGACCAAAAGAAAAUGGCAUGAAAGCAUCAUCAUUCCUUAUCUUACCGUCCGAAUCUAAAAAAAAACCGGCCAGGUUUAAACGCAAGCGGACCAUCCAAGCAACUAGAAUCUUCCUAUGUGACCUGAAGGUGUUCUAUAACAAUAGCUCCCUCAGGCAUACGAUAACCUCCUACAAUGGAGUCACGUGUCGCUACAUGCGGAAGACACGCAAUGGCCACAUUUGUCCGACGCUGAAUUUCAAGUAAAGUCGCUUCUACAUAAGGCAGUUGAAAUUUGUCCAAUAUUUAUACCUGACGUCCGUGACCAACUAUUUCAUCAAUUUAUCGUUCACAUUUGCCUUGUACAUCCGGUUAGUUGAUCAUGCAUAGUGAUGACCAAUCCAACGAAGCUGUCGUAGUGCCUGUUCCGGCGUUAAACAGAUUCAGAACAACUCGGUGUGAUGAUGUCUAUAGCCUUAUCAUUGUUCUUUGCAUGAAGAUAGGUGUUGUUGAAAUCACAUAUGUUUUUUUUCGUCAAAAGAUGACGCGUGCUAUUUCACUUGCGCCUCUGUGUACUGGUUAUGUUGUUUCAGCAGAGACAUAUAUAACACAUGUUGUGUUAUAUAUGUCUCUGGUUUCAUCAAUGGCCUAAAAGUUGUCUGCGAAUUACCUCCAAGUGACAUGUCGAAUAACAAACUGUUUCUGUCGAUAACGUUCCGAAACGCUGGGUCAUUGUGAUCACAUCAUUUCCCAAAUAUAAUGGUGUGUGUGACGUUUGAUACAGCGUGUCUGUACAGAUCCCUUUUACUGAAUGCUUGUGAUUCUAUUUGCCAUUCCUCACAGAACAUUACAUUCUUCUAAAUUUCUUUCUUCUAGAAAUCUCGCAUUGGCUGUAACAGGAAUCUUCAAAGUACCUUCCAAGUGUGUCCAUUUGACCAAAUCCUUGUACCGUCGUUUGGACAAUCACUGAACGAGUCUGCUUGUUUGGUGAAUGCAUUGUUGAUAAUAUCUAAAACCCCAAAUGAUAACGAUCAAACGCCGUCCAAGGUACAAUCUAAAACUGUUUCCUUAUAUUUUCUGGAGUCUGUACAACCUGUUUCGUUUCCCCUGAAGAGCUAUAUUAAAGAAAUUACCAAGGAACGGUAAUGCAAAUGAUCCGGGUUUAUCAACUGUGUUACGAAAAAAAAAGAAAAAUAUAACAAAACAGGCGAGACCGGCGAGCAAAUAUGUUUUAAGAUUGUCCUAUUGUAACAAAGAUGCCAAUUCCGUGGUGAUGUAACGACUGGAAGAUGUUGUGGAGACUAUCCGUUUGUCAAAAGACCUUACCAGUUUGAUCGAUGUCGUGUUUACCUUUAUACAGUACAACAAACGUGUUGAUGAGUAUGCAUGCCACGGUGACAGCGUCUAGUGGUUUGACCUCAUACAUAUGUGAAUCGUUUAUCCCAGUGUUAUAUACAGGUUUACAAUCUAGCUGCAUCGUAGCUAGGUAAUGUGUGAUGCCUCCACUGUCCUGUAUCCAGACCACAUGUGUUCUUACCACACGUGAUUAGAGAGCGAUUAUGUUUCCGGAAGUAAACAAUGACUUUCUAGUUUUUAAGUCUUGGUCAGAAAGACUGGUCAUUAUCCGGAAUUAAUAUUCUCAAGAAUGAGAUUAAAAGUAACUUCGGAUGUGGUAGAGUUAAGCAACAAAACCCAACUUACCAACUUCGAAUGAAUGAGUAGUGAUGUGAUCUCAUCUUUACACUAUAACGGAGAGUAUCGCACAGUGGGGGAGAGCGCGCGCUCUGUGACAUUUUGCACGAGAGAUGUAGUAUAGAAUUUUAACAUCACUCGUUUUGAUGUUUAUCGGAAAUUUGACUCUGGUAUUCCACAUAUCUACUGCGAAUUUGCAUUGUUGAAUGUUAAGGUGAAAAGGCCUUUAUUAUACUUAUUUGUGCCGCCAAAAAGAGGGUUGAUAUCCUGAGUAUAGGAAAGACUAUAUUAAGUCGAGAACAUGCUUAAAAUGUUAAAUACAGAUUUUUCCGUGACCUUUACAAGAGCAUGAUAAUAGCAUGGACGAGUACAAAAUCCGAAUUCCGUGCAAAAAAAAAAAAAAAUCCAUCACCUCAUAAUAUGAUGAAGUGAUAUGGUUAGUAAUGUCACAUUCACUUGGUUCAAACAAUAUCGUAUUAAUUCUCAAAAGAAAAGGUCCGUUAUAGAAAGCGAUAAAACAUGUGUAACAUCAAGGUAUGUGUGCCUAUCCGCGGUUGAUUAACAGAAGUCCUUCCCUUUUUUGACUUCAUAACUUUCAAAAAAAUAAAAAAAACAGAUUCGUAUCUUGGGAGAUAACAAAAAAUACUGGAGGAUCACAGGAAACUUGAUUUGGUUGAAUUGUGUUAUGAAUUUUAGCAAUAUUAAAACAGAAAUAAUAUUUCAAAUAUAAUUUGUUAUGUAUAGCUUAAUUUGUAGUCUUUUUUUUCAAUAAUAAAAUUUUACAACUGAC
Ylistrum balloti is the source of this 5714-nucleotide messenger RNA. RefSeq names its product high-affinity choline transporter 1-like. Gene Ontology annotation, cellular component: plasma membrane. Gene Ontology annotation, biological process: transmembrane transport; acetylcholine biosynthetic process; choline transport. The record is from RefSeq and is a predicted model, not a curated record. NCBI's taxonomy places the organism in Eukaryota, Metazoa, Mollusca, Bivalvia, Pectinida, Pectinidae. The transcript is spliced from 10 exons. The coding region runs from base 264 to 1880 and encodes 538 amino acids. Gene Ontology annotation, molecular function: choline:sodium symporter activity.